GAAGGAAGAAGGAAGAAGAAGAAUUGUUUGUAUUUAAGUUCAAUUAUUAAUCUGUGUUUCGUUGUCAACUUCUCGAGAUCCGAUAGACUCGAUCAGUGUUCUAUAAUAUAAUGGCGAACCAAUCUGCUUCUGCCUACCCAAUUCUAUGCGCUUCCUUCAAUCAAGACAACAGUUGCUUUGCGAUUGGGACAAAGAAUGGGUUCAAAAUAUUUGAUUCGACUACAGGAAGGCUCUGCUACGAAAGAGGUAUAGGAGCUUAUGCAAUUGUUGAAAUGCUAUUCACCUCGAGUCUUCUUGCCAUAGUUGGAGCUGGUGAACAGCCAAUUUUGUCUCCACGGCGUUUGUGUUUGUACAAUACUACAACUGGAAAUCCUCUACGCGAAUUGAACUUCAUUACAUCAAUCCUUGCAAUUCGUGUAAACAAGCAAAGAUUGAUUGUAGUUCUGCAAGAAAAGACAUACGUAUAUGAUAUAAUCAGUCUUGGUAUAUUAGAUACUAUUGAAACAGUACCGAAUCCAAAAGGUCUAUGUGCUUUUUCUCCAAGCUUGGAUGGUUGCUUUUUGGCCCUUCCAGCUAGCACAAUAAAGGGAUCUGUACUAGUCUAUGAUGUUAUUGGCCUCCGGACUCAUUGUGAGAUAGAUGCUCAUCGUUCAAUACUGUCUGCAAUUGUUCUCUCUUCAAAUGGAAUGUAUUUAGCUACAGCAUCUGAACAAGGAACCAUAAUUAGAGUGCAUUUGGUAUCAGAAGCAACUAAGGCUUAUAGUUUCCGGAGAGGAACUUACCCGUCAACUAUCUUUUCAUUGUCAUUCGGUUCGUCCUUACAACUUCCAGAUCUUCUUGGAGUGACAAGCUCUUCAGGCUCUCUUCAUGUUUUCUGCCUAGAAUCUGCCAUUACUCAAAGAAGCCGAAGGGGUACUGGUUUUCUUGGUUCAAUUAUUCCCAACUCAGUAAACGACGCACUCGAUCCAUCUAAUCAUCAUGUACUUCAUAAUGCUUUUCUAGCCGGAGUCAAAAGCUGUACUGUGAUCCGCAAAGUAGACAAGAUUUCCGAGGCAACAACUAGUCAGGAAUCAGUGGCGUGCAGAGCGACGAUAUGUAUUGUCACCUACAAUGGAUACUUCCUGGAGUACAGCUUGAGCAUCAAUCACAAGAACGAGCCAUCAUGGACAUUGAACCGUGAAUUUAAUCUUUUAACUGUAGUUGCAGCCGACACACCAACAAAAUCAUAAUACACUGGAGCUUUAUGAACAGUUAGGGUUUGAUGUUUACAUGCAUAGUUUUUUUUUCUAGUUGUAAUAAAUUAAAAUACAGUUUUUCUUCUCUAAGAUUAUAUAAAUGCAAAAUAUUGGAGGUUUAAAUGUGUCAAAAUGUGACUGG
Messenger RNA from Impatiens glandulifera, 1377 nucleotides. RefSeq names its product autophagy-related protein 18b. Gene Ontology annotation, molecular function: protein binding; phosphatidylinositol-3-phosphate binding; phosphatidylinositol-3,5-bisphosphate binding. Gene Ontology annotation, cellular component: extrinsic component of membrane; cytosol; phagophore assembly site membrane. Gene Ontology annotation, biological process: nucleophagy; autophagy of mitochondrion; protein lipidation. The transcript has 11 exons. The record is from RefSeq and is a predicted model, not a curated record. Bases 111 to 1229 code for a protein of 372 amino acids. NCBI's taxonomy places the organism in Eukaryota, Viridiplantae, Streptophyta, Magnoliopsida, Ericales, Balsaminaceae.